Nerophis lumbriciformis (worm pipefish) is the source of this 9134-nucleotide messenger RNA. RefSeq names its product neurabin-2-like. The record is from RefSeq and is a predicted model, not a curated record. NCBI's taxonomy places the organism in Eukaryota, Metazoa, Chordata, Actinopteri, Syngnathiformes, Syngnathidae. Gene Ontology annotation, cellular component: actin cytoskeleton; dendrite; cytoplasm. Gene Ontology annotation, biological process: calcium-mediated signaling; actin filament organization; neuron projection development. Gene Ontology annotation, molecular function: actin filament binding.
AGAAGACAAGUAUGGGAAGUGAAGGAUCGCCAUCGACACUGGAGAGCCACCGCUUACAGCGUCUUGUGCCAGUCUUACAAACCUAAAUGAAGGAAGAAGGGUAAAGAAAUACAACUGAGGAAGGAAAAGAAUGCAAGAGAUGGAACAUCAAUCCUCAACAAAACUUCUGGAGCUUCUGUUUCUUCAUGCUGCCCAUGUUCUCCAGACAUGCUGCUACCCUCGUCUGCAUUGACCUGCUGUUCACCUGCUGGCAUUUGAAUGAUCAAACAUGAUGAAGACAGAACCGUCGUCGACCACGGGGGACAAGGGCUCCUCCGGUGGCAACAGCGGGGGAAGCGGGAGCUCCAGCCUGCGCAGCGCCUCGCCGCACCGCAACGCGUACGAGGCGGGGCUGGCGGCGCUGAAGAAAGCCACCGAUCACCUCAACGGAGGCUAUGACCCCGCCUCCAAGCCGGCGCCCCUCCCCCGGCCGACCGGGAGGGGCCGUAAAUACGGCUCCAACGUUCACCGCAUCAAAAACAUGUUCAUGCAGAUGCAGUCUCCGGGCGAUGACGAAGAAGGAGACAAAAUGAUAGGGAAAGAGCAGGCCGUCAAACUGUCUUUGCCGAGAGCGUCCAGCCUCAACGAGAAUGUUGACCACAGCGCCUUGCUCAAACUGGGAGGAUCCGUUUCGGAGAGGGUGAACCGCUUUGACACCAAAGGAGACGGAGAAGGCGGAAGCUCCUCGUCGGGCUUGUCCAAACUCCAGGAAACCAGGAGGAUGUUCGAACAACGAACGUUACAGGAGAAACAAGCUGCCACCAACAGGAUUUUGCUGAAGAAGGAGCGCGCGUCUGGUUUCCAGGACAGUCGCCUGGACGUUGUAGCACGUUUUAAUGGUUCUACGGAGGCUCUGGACCGAUUGGACGACCCCCCGAUUCCCGUCCCUGUACCAACUACCGCCCCCGUUUCACUUCCUGCUCCAGUUCCAGUUCCAGUUCCUGCCACUGCGGCUUCUCUCGGGCCUGGUGAGGCCGUCAGCCCCACCGUGAGCCAGCUCAGUGCCGUGUUUGAGAAGGCUGACUUGCAAAACAACCUCUACCUCCCCAACCGUCGGUCAAGACCUGCCCCAGCGCCAAAGCCAAAGCUUCCAGCCAAAGCAGGGACCGCCAGGAGCCAGAUAAAAGCGCCUCUUCCAAGCGAGGAGGACUCCGAGGGGGUGACAGCCGGAACUGUGACCAGCCAGGGAGCGGAGACUGAAGUGAUAGAUCCACUUCCACAGAGAGGCAUAGAAGGAGAGGCGGUCAGCGAGGAGGAGAGAUGUGGACAUUCAGGAGAUCUGCUCUUCAGCUCCUUGCCGUCGUCUCUGGCGGCCACUUUAUCUUCUUCCUUUUCCGAGGCUAAGCCAGCGUCAGAGCCCCAGUCCGGGUCGACUGAAGACAGGGGCUCGAGUACGGUGGACGGGUCCGCCUCGAAGCCGCUCGCCGUGGAACAGCAUUGCUGUAUGGGGGACUCUGAUGCCGGAGCCAGGUUGGUGCAGGCGGAGGUGCACGCCACGCUUGAAAACGGACAGAAAGAGCCGCCGGUGUUUGAAGUGACACCCGCCGACUCUGAGACAAGAUGCGACGAAGAGGAGAACGACGAGGACGGCUCCAGGAAGGAGGAUUACUCCGAGGGGGAUCUGGUGGAUGUCAGCGCGUACAGCGGCCUCGGUGAGGACGACUCCGGGGGAAGCCAGCUGGACGAUGACGAGGACGAGGACGAGGACGAAGCAUAUCAACCGGAGAGCAGCUGCACGGAAAUCGCCGGCCUUCCGGAGGAGGAGGAGCCUGCGCCCGCCAAUAGAAAGAUCCGCUUCAGCACUGAGCCAAUCAUGGUAUUCACCACCUACUGUAAUGAAGACUAUGAUCGGCGCAACGACGACGUGGACCCCAUGGCCGCCUCGGCCGAGUACGAGCUGGAAAAGAGAGUGGAGAAGCUGGAUCUGUUUCCCGUUGAGCUGGAGAAAGACAGCGACGGUCUGGGAAUCAGUAUCAUCGGCAUGGGUGCAGGAGCCGACAUGGGUCUGGAGAAACUGGGCAUCUUUGUUAAGACCGUCACCGAGGGAGGAGCUGCACAGAGAGAUGAGAGGAUCCAAGUGAACGACCUGAUCGUUGAGGUUGAUGGGACGAGUUUGGUUGGUGUGACUCAGAGCUUUGCGGCCUCUGUCCUCCGCAACACAUCUGGCACUGUCAGGUUUGUGAUUGGUCGGGAAAAGCCAGGGGAGCAGAGUGAGGUGGCUCAGCUGAUCCAGCAAACUUUGGAACAGGAGCGAUGGCAGCGAGAGAUGAUGGAGCAGCGCUACAAACAGUACAUGGACGAGGAUGAGGAGACAGGAGAAUACGCCACUGACGAGGACGAGGAGAUGAGUCCCAUGUUUCCAAACUCCAUUGAGGUUUUUGACCUGGCGGAGCAGCAGGAGUCGUUGUCUCCGGUGGAGCUGGACCCUGAAAAGCUGACCCAUAAAUUCAAGGAGCUUCAGAUCAAACAUGCAGUCACACAAGCAGAAGUCCAGCUGCUCAAGAGGAAGCUGGCUCAUGCGGAGCAGGAUAAAUUGCGUUGGCGAAUGGAGCGCGCCCAGCUGGAACAAAGCAUCCGAGACAGUAAAGAGAGGAUGGAGAAACUGGAGGGGUACUGGAUGGAAGCCCAGUCCCUGUGUAAGGCGGUGGAUGAACACCUGAAGGAAACCCAGGCUCAGUACCAAACUUUAGAGAGAAAAUACAGCAAAGCCAAGAGAAUGAUUAAAGAAUAUCAGCAGAAGGAGAUUGAGUACCUGAAGAAGGAGACGGCUCAGCGUCAAGAAGGAGAGGAGAGUGAGGCCUCGCACAAAGAGGAGGCAGACAACUUGCAGGAAAAGAUCACUGACCUGGAGACCCAGGUGGAUGCCUUGAAACCCCCCAAUCCUUCCUAGAAGGGUACCUGCAGUCCAGUCCAGCACCCACGGCACGGCCAGGAAGGAGGUACUGUCCAAAACAAACUUGACAAUUGCAGCGCAGAACAUGAAGAAGAAGAAGAAGAAGAGGUGACAUGCUUUGUGUCAAUGGUCCUUGUGUGUCUUCCUGGCAACUCGCUCGGCAAUCAGCACAUUCAACAUUUACGCUUUACACCUUUUAUUUUGUCCCGCCCGCUCCUCAAAGAUUGUCACUAAGUGCUUUAUGGGGUGACACUGGACGUGAAGCGAUGCUGUGCACAGCAAACAUAUGACAAGUGCCCAUUCUGAUACAUGACAUUAACAAAAACUGGAAACAAAUGAACAAAAUGCCCCCUAGUCCACCCUCCCUAAUCCACCCGCUCUAGUCCACCCUUCCUAGUCCACCCGCCCUAGUCCACCCCUUCCUAGUCCACCCCUUCCUAGCUCGCCCUCCCUAAUCCGCCCCUUCCUAGUCCACCUCCCCGAAGGAAGGAAUCAGGUAAACAUUUGCAUUUCCCGUAUGAAAGCAUGUUUUGUAAAAACAAGUGCGAGCUUAAGCAAGGAACAAAUAAAUAUGUAAUAAUCACACACCCUUAAAAAGAUCCCCUCAUAAAAUCAUCAAUUUACUAAGUAAGAUUUCAUUUCAUUUUGAAGUGUUGGGAUACAUUUUAAAAAGUGCUGCUGUCUCCCAGGAAAAACUUCAUGUGUCACCUGACAGUUGAGGUUUGAGUGGUUGGUAAAUGUUAAGGUUUGUACAGCGGGGGUGUCCAAACUUUUCUGGUUACGUUUUGUAUAAAUAUACAUAAAUAUAUUUUUAAACAUGCUCAACAAGUUUACACUUACACCAUUCAAACCUGUCUGAAAAGGAGUAGGAAGAAGCAAAGCCGUUCUCCGUGUCUCAGGAAUGACUGAUAGUUUACUUCCUGUCUUUCAAUGUGAAUAUUUUUUUAACGCAUAGUGAAAAUUUGUAUUAUUUAUUUUUGUUUACAGUAUUAUAAUAAUAAUACUACAAAUAAUAUAAAGUUACAGUAGAUUCCUGCAGACUCAGAUUUUACGUCCCCUCACAUUCAUGCGUUUUUCCGAUUUUUUUUGUAUUUUACUUGUUUAAAAACCCGCCCAUUCGUGUUUUGCUCUUCAAAAAUCAUCACAUUUUGUCUAAUUCAGUGGUUCUUAACCUUGUUGGAGGUACUGAACCCCACCAGUUUCAUAUGCGAAUUCACCGAACCCUUCUUUAGUGAACAAUAAAAUGUUUUUUUUUUUUCAAAUUCAAGACAAAGUUAUAUGUUUUUAUAUUAUGGGGAACUAAGUAACAAAGACUUAAUUUAGAGUUUUUUGGACACUAGGGGAACAUAUUCUAAGUAACAAAGACUUAAUUUAGAGUUAUUUGGUUAGGGUUAGUUAGAGGGUUAAAGUUAAAGUACCAAUGAUUGUCACACACACACUAGGUAUGGUGAAAUUUGUCCUCUGUAUUUGACCCAUCCCCUUGUUCACCCCCUGGUUAUAGGGUUAUAAUAAGGCCAUGCCGAAUAAGGCAUUAAUUAGUACUUAAUAAUGACUAGUUAAGAGCCAAUAUGUUACUAAUUUGCAUGUUAAUAGGCAACUAAUUAAUGGUGAAUAUGUUCUCCAUACUAAAGUGUUAUCAUGUUUUUUUACUGGUGCAUAAAAUGAACCGUGCAUGAACAUCACCUUGUUCAAACAACAAAACCAACACAGUGCAUAAACUCACAACAAAUUACACACCUGCAAAUCAGUCUGACUUCUGCUAUUGCCGUAUCCGUAAUAUGGCGAUAGGGAGAAGUUUUUAUUUACACGAUGAGUCGGGUGUGUCUUGACCUCCGCCGAACCCCUGAGGCCGACUCACCGAACCCCUAGGGUUGGAUCGAACCCAGGUUAAGAACCACUGCUCUAAUUCAUUCUACCUCUGUAAUCAUUGAUAAAUAUGUGAUAAUUAGGACUGAAAUGUACAGCAUGUGUGCGUGACGUCAUCAGGCCAGGAUGGCGCCCUGUGUGGCCACGGAAGCACUAGCUGGCUUCUACAGGCGACUUUGUUACAUGCCGCACUCAAAACUCUUAGCGAGGUGAACGCAAAUUGAUUAAAGAUCGUAACUCGUUAUUGAAAUUACAACAGCCUGUGGGGCCGCGUACUAUAGCUAGCCACUUUAGCGCUAGUGGCUAGACCAGGCCUAGGCAAUUAUUUUGACUCGGGGGCCACAUUUAGAGAACAAAAUGUGUCUGGGGGCCGGUAUAUCUAUUUUUAGGAACACUAAUACAAAGCCUCACAAUAAUGUCUGAUUGAAUGCUAAAAACGUUAUGACAGACCGCCUUUAAAAACGUAAUGGAAUUUAACAUUUUUCUAUGAAGGAUAAAACACUGAAUAUUGACUAAAUAUUAACGUCACACUCCCUUUCCAUCGACAUAUUUUACAAUCAAGUGAAACGCAACAAACCGUGAAAUAUGAACGCGAAGGGUACAAAAUAAACCCACCUACAAUCUGAUACAUCACUAAGCUUUAGAACUUUGUUGUGAAAAUCUCCGUCUGUGGAAACGCUUCCAACCCACACUGCUUGGUGCCUCGUCUGAGCUGCUGUGACGUAGAUGACCAUAGUAACUAAUUAGAUGACUAUAGUAACUAAUUAGAUGACCAUAGUAACCAAUUAGAUGACCAUAGUAACCAAUUAGAUGACCAUAGUAACUAAUUAGAUGACCAUAGUAACUAAUUAGAUGACCAUGGUAACCAAUUAGAUGACCUUGGUAACCAAUUAGAUGACCAUAGUAACUAAUUAGAUGACCAUAGUAACUAAUUAGAUGACCAUAGUAACUAGUAUAUCAUCCAAAAGUGCAGAUUCCAAGCAUUGAAAUAUUUAGUAUAGUUGAAGACUUACGGUCAUUAGAAAACAUGAGUGCACAUCAUAAUGGCAGCUACACUUUACAUCUUAAACAUCGAAAAAAAUAUUUGGGAAUGUCCGGCGGGCCAGAUUGAAAAGCUUAACGGGCCGUAUGUGGCCCCCGGGCCUUAAUUUGCCCAAGUCUGGGCUAGACCGUGAAUCCGAUUCCCUUUGUUCCAUCAGUCAAUGAUGAGUGGUGACUACCUCAACAUUCCACCAUCUAUAAAGUGAACCCCACAUGUUUAGGGCUUAACCCUCAAUGUGUUUAGCUUCCUUUGCCACUUGAAGAGUGACACAAAGGGUUAUUGGAGGUGAAUCUAGUCUUAUAAUUACAAAAAUUUAUUUUAUUGCAAAUGUUGAUUUAGGGCCGCAAGAGAUUGACAUCGUCAAGCUUGCAAGAAAAUGUCAGGGGGAGGACCGAGCCGGUGUUCUGGCGAGACAUGCACCCUUAAAACUCAUGCACCUCCUGCAUCUGUGCAUGAAUCCAGGAAAAAUGCGGAAAUGUAAUUAGACAUUGAAAUAAUCUUACACACGACUACAAUAGUUACUAUAAAUAAGGCCAUACAUAUUUUUAUUUGGUCAUUUAACAGUCUUUCUUAAUCCAGCGCCCACUAGGGGGCCACCAAAAAAAAUUCCCUUUCUCAGUUGUAAUAUACUUUUCCACCACUUGUGGCAGUAAUGACAAUAUCAAACAAAAACAAAUGUUUGCUGAUGUCAUAGAGAAGUUUCUUAAGCGCAAAAAAUAUGACUUUAGUGGUGAAGCUGUAUUUUCAUUUACACUUUAAUUGUAUUGAGUUAAAAACAUUAAAUUAGUUUAUUUAUUUCAGCACAACAUAGCUGUAUGUAAAUGUAUUUAUUAGUUGUAUUUAAUUAGCACGUAUUCGUCUAAUCAGCUUGACCUAAACCUAAGCUUUAUGUGCUAAUCAAAUGACCGUCUUUGUGAUGAACACAUGCUUUCAUAUCAUAAGUAAAGUUACUAAUUCAGUGUUGGUAUUUGAGUGGGGCCCUGGGCUCCUCUGUAGUGGAUAAGUUAGGCCCCGAGGUCAAAAAGGUCAAGAACCUUUGAUUUAACAUCCAUGUUUCACACUACAAACUGUUAAAACAAUCUGAUGUAUGUUUUUUUUUAGGUCAUGGUUCCAUGUGAAGGUGUGGAAAAUCAAGCAGAAAUAAAUCAUAAUUUGUUUAGUGAAACAUGUAUUAACAUUAGAGAUGCCCGAUAACAUCGGGCUGCUGAUAUCGGCCGAUAAAUGCUUUAAAAUGUAAUAUCGGAAACUAUCGGUAUCGGUUCGGAAUUUAUCGGUAUUGGUUUCAAAAAGAAAAAUGUAUGACUUUUUAAAAUGACGCUGUGUACACGGACGUAGGGAGAAGUACAGAGCACCAAUAAACCUUGAAGGCACUGCCUUUGCGUGCCGGCCCAGUCACAUAAUAUCUACAGCUUUUCACACACACAAGUGAAUGUAAGGCAUACUUUGUCAACAGCCAUACAGGUCACACUGAGGGUGGCGGUAUAAACAACUUUAACACUGUCACAAAUAUGUGCCACACUGUGAACCCACACCAAACAAGAAUGACAAACACAUUUCGGGAGAACAUUCGCACCGUAACACAACAUAAACACAACAGAACAAAUACCCAGAACCCCUUGCAACACUAACUCUUCCGGGACGCUACAAUAUACAAUAUCAGGGAGAGGAUGUCCCAAAUUCCAAGCUGUUUUGAGGCAUGUUAAAAAAAAUAAUGCACUUUGUGACUUCAAUAAUAAAUAUGGCAGUGCCAUGUUGCCAUUUUUUUCCAUAACUUGAGUUGAUUUAUUUUGGAAAACCUUGUUACAUUGUUUAAUGCAUCCAGCGGGGCAUCACAACAAAAUUAGGCAUAAUAAUGUGUUAAUUCCACGACUGUAUAUAUCGGUAUCGGUUGAUAUCGGUAUCGGUAAUUAAGAGUUGGACAAUAUCGGCAAAAAAGCCAUUAUCGGACAUCUCUAAUUAACAUAUAUGAAAUGUUUAGUGAAACAUGUAUUAACAUAUAUGAAAUGUUUAGUGAAACAUGUAUUCACAUAUAUGAAAUGUUUAGUGAAACAUGUAUUAACAUAUAUGAAAUGACAACAUAGCAAAACAUAGUGUAACCAUUGUAUGUACCUUUAAGUUUCUUCAAUGCAAAAUUACAUUUCCGCAUUCCUUGGAUUCCUACACGUGUGCAGAUGUAGGCGGUGCACUUCAUGUCUCACCAGAACACCGGCAUAGAGUAGGGUGGCGUCUCGAUGCAUCCAACCUUUAUUAGAGUGUCAAAAACACAUUUUUAUUGGCGUCUCAAUUAUUUUUCAGCAUGCGCAGGUGGUCUGCUAACGUGCAGUAGAGUAGUGAAGGGUUAACAAGGCCCCAUGUCUAGUCGGAUCUGGCGUAGCAACUGAUGCUGUGGUCAUUUCGAGAUAUUCGACACUCCACUGCUGUCUGGAGUGGAUCGUGCACGGCCCAAAUUCGUCACGUUACAUGUGUCAGGUAAAUGAAUCCCCUUCCUACUGCAUCCCCCGCGAAUAGCAGGGAUCUACUGUAAGUAUUAUUUUGAAUUUCAAACAUUUUGUUCUAUUUUUGGAAUGUGCGAUGUGCCAAUAAAAAAUAAAAACAAGUUACGACCACACUUUGGACACCCCCCGUGUACAGCGGUAGAAUUGACAACUUAAUUAGAAACAUCUGGAACAAGUAAUGGAUUACCUGAUAACAUUUUGGAUCCACUUCAGGUGCGGUCGGUUAUGAGGAAGGCGACUAUGUUGGUGGUCCAGAUUUGAGUGUUGGUGAAAAGCCAACAGGCAAACAAGAAGUUCAUAGUCGAACAUGUUUUUUAUUUACAUUCUAUUGCUGUUUUAUUAUUACACCUGUGACUCUCAACACCCUAGGAAGGUCUUUCCAUCUUCCACCACACAAAGUAGAAUAUGGCCGUGGCAGAGUGAAUAACAAAUUCAUAUCGGUGUGUUGCUUCAAUAUCUAACCUACAGUGUAAUUAUUUCUAAAAAGUGCAGAGCAGAAACGGACAUUGUAUUGUUGUAUAAAUGAUGUUAUGUGAUCUGGCAGGAUAGAAAUGACCUUUGUAUAUAACAAACAAUAAACCAGCGAGGACCUACAUUUCAAACUUGAAUUACAGUUAGUAUACAGCAUUUACAUUUUUUACACUAAUAACCAUGUUUUCUUGUUUUUAUAUUGGACAUGUGAAUUGUUUUAUUUAUUUAUAUUAAUUUUCUUUAUUUUAUUUUAUUAAAACAAAAUACUGGGACUCUUUCAAAUUGGAGGAAAAAAAUAAGACUUACAGUUUGUAUACAGCAUUGAAAA